AGGAGAUCAGCGUAUCACGACUGAACUUUGCAAAUAAUUAUUUUUGAUCGUUUAGGUUUGUAGUUGUCAUAUAAAUAAUAUCGCGGGCCGUAGUGUCAACAUUGACGCGAACUUUGACCCCUUUCGAACGGCCGCAAGGGUUAAAAGUGUUGCAAAGACGUAGCCCACAUAGUAGACUGUCAAUCCGACAGCAGUCGAACACGUUAGUGCCAAAUUUAAGAGUUUCGUUGACCCGGCCAGUAUUAUCAAUUUAAUCGGGGAUAUAGACUGAUUCGUUAUUGUUGAACAUGGGUGCUAAGGGUAGCGUUGAAGCAGCCAAGAUUAACGUUCAAAACUGGAAUAAUCUCGAGCACAAGUCGCACAAGUCUGUUCAUCAACGUUCCCAGUCCCUGAACCGGGGACUUCGUGGUCACCAGUGGGGCAGUGGUCGGGGUGGCGGCAGCGACUUCGGCCACAGCGGCAGCGACAUGUGGUGACAGCGGGGGCAGUGCCAGUGUCCCGCUGCCGCCAUGGGCAACAAGCUCAGUUGCUCCUGCGCCCCGCUUAUCCGGAAAGCGUACCGUUACGAGGAUUCGCCGUGGCAGACCGCCAGGCGUCGUGACGGACAUCUUUUACGAUUAUGGGCGGAAGUUUUCCAUGUAUCGGCAAGCGGUGCCGGUACGGUGAAAUGGCAGCAAGUGAGCGAAGACUUGGUCCCAGUAAACAUUACGUGCAUCCAGGACUCCCCAGAAUGCGUCUUUCACAUUACUGCUUACAACUCGCAAGUCGACAAGAUACUUGACGUCCGAUUAGUUCAACCAGGAACAAGAAUUGGACAAGCGUCAGAAUGUUUCGUCUAUUGGAAAGAUCCUAUGACAAAUGAUACAUGGGGACUGAAUUUCACAUCCCCUAUUGAUGCCAAACAGUUUAGGGAGUGCUGCUGUGAUCAAUUGCAGUCGCCUUCUUUCAAGUUUUCGCGGAAGGCGUCGUCUUCCUACUCAUUAAAGCUGGAGCCUCCCAGUAAACAGAAGUUCAAGGCAAAGCGCAAACCCCUAAGCACCCCCGCAUCGCCGAGUCGCGCUUCGUCAGGCAGGGAGCCCCAAUGUACUUGCAUGACCGCUGAACAAUAUGCUAGAUUAAAGGCUCAGGAUCCUCGGUAUAGAGGAUCUUCCACUUUACCGAGGGCCCAGACGAGAUCGACUGACACCGAAACAAGAACUGAAAAGGUUACAGCCGCUACAUCUUCGACGAGCCUUUACGAUAAUGUUGGUGCUACAACACAGACUGUUACCACACAAGCUUCAACAAAACCUGCUCAAAGGGAAGGAAGCCAGAUAAAGCAGACUCGGGAUCGCGGCGUGCCUCAGCAGUCCCAAGAGACGAGCACAAUGACGUCAAAUACCGCUACAGGACCAAAGACUGUCACCGCAUCAAUAGGAACUCAAAAUAAUGUAGGUUCACAGGCUGCUCAAACUGAAAGUCCUCCCCAAACCCAGUCUACCGAAACAGAAAAGUCAAAAUCGGAAGCAAUCCAAGCCGGAGGUACUCUACAACCUCCAACCACCCGAACCUCUUCCACUUCCACGAGACAGCCACUGAGAGAAAACGUCCACCAUGUGCUUACCAAUACCCGAUCUGUGGAUUAUCCUGACAUGGACGUCAUCAGGGAUGCGGAAUUGCGAGCAGCUCAUCAAAAUAUGUUGAACAACAACAGCGAUAACAUAACCAACAGGAGAAACAAAUCAAAGAGUACCGAAGACAUGAAUAGGGAGAGUGGAAUGAAUUUGGAUAGUAGCACGUUGAAAAGAAUGCUUAAACCCAUGCCUAGUAUAGAGAGUCCUGUGACGUCUCCGGAAGUUGGAAGGAAACGAUAUGGGUAUUACAACACUUACCAUCAUCGUCAUCCAGUAAGCAAUGGGAGAUACUCUGAACCAGAGUCCACUAGACCUCAUCCACGUUCUGCCAUGUCACAGACCUCUCGGUUUUCAGGAUCAAGAUCGUCCCAUGAAAUAGGUCGCGGUUACCCGGGACGUGGCUUAUACUUAGAGUUGGAACGCAGUGGUGGAGGCGGUGGGGGUCCCCCUGGAGAUUUGUCACCACCCUCAGACAACGUCAUCUUUGAUAACCAGUGCUACGCCACAACGCCCAGUUCGAGCAAUGGUAAUUCUGAUCCUGAGCAACACUAUCACGGACAACGUGGUCCUAGGGGACAUCAGCAUCAUCACCAGAAUGCGACCGAAAUGCCAACACCCGGAUCGCCAACAAGCAGGUUACUAUUGGAGUACGAAAUGCAUCUCCGAAAUACCCUGGCGAAGGGGAUGGACGCUGAAAGCUACAGUCUGCACACGUUUGAAGCGCUUUUGACACAAAGCAUGGAAAAUCUAGAAUUCGCGGAGAGUUUGCCGGGUUCCAAUCAGAGAAGUCCUUAUCCGACUAGAAAAGGUCACAGACUAGAUCGUUCGUCUAGUAUAGGACGAGAACGAGAGAGAGAUAGAGACAGAGACGGUUAUUAUAGUGAUAGAAAUGAACUUCUAAGAGAAAGGGAGAAAGAAAGAGAAAGAGAACGUGGAUAUCUUAGUGACCACAAUACUAGCUACAGCUCACGAUGCGCUUCCUGUAUUGGAGAAUCGAGCAGAGCUCAGUGGUUCCGGCAUUCUGAUGGUUGGAGGUCUGGCAGCUCCACAUACAGUUCAACCCAGGGUUUCCCCCAACCUCCCACUGGUCAUAAGAGAUCCGCAUGGGAUUCUCUUCCAUCCCUUCGACAAGACAGCAGCUUAAAUGAUAGCGGUUACAAGAGUGGAAGGACCGAUUCUUUUGAACAACGAAGUCUGUUCGACAGACAGGACAGCUUACGAUCGGAUUACAUGAGCGAUCGCGAGUCCAGAUACGGCAUUGUCCAGCAGGCCUCGAUAGAAAGUGCCGACUCGCGGCUAUGCUACCUAACGUCGUCGGAGAUAUCUGAUGAUGAGCGUAUGUCCCUUACCACGGCUGUAUCGGAUGAGGACGAUGGCGAGAGCGUUAUGAAUUCACCGUACAAAGCGAAACAAACUGGAACAGCCGCUGCCUCUUUUAAUUGCACAGGUGCCGUCAGGAAAGCCGGAUUUCUGAGCGUCAAGAAAUGGCUGUUGCGGAAAAAGCACCAAAUAGAAUUAGCUAGAAAAAGGGGCUGGAAGGGAUACUGGGUCUGUUUAAAAGGAACAACGCUGCUUUUCUAUCCCUGCGAUUCGAGAGAAGGUCGGUCGGUCGAAGCUGCCCCCAAACAUCUUAUUAUCGUCGACGGAGCGAUAAUGCAACCCAUCCCUGAACAUCCCAAGAGGGACUACAUUUUCUGUCUUAGCACAGCCUUUGGAGACGCCUAUCUUUUUCAAGCUCCUUGCCAGGUAGGUGUUUUCUUUAAGCCGCAAUCUUCUCUAUUUGACCUUUUUCCAUUUAUUUCGAAAAUAAUACUUUCGGAAAUAGGAAAUCCUAACAAUUCUCAUACAUAUUCGCUAUUUCCUUUCGGAAAUCGAAAUUCAAUCAGAACUUCCUAUGCCGACUGA
Molecule: messenger RNA, 3518 nt
Organism: Agrilus planipennis (emerald ash borer)
Lineage: Eukaryota; Metazoa; Arthropoda; Insecta; Coleoptera; Buprestidae
Product: protein still life, isoform SIF type 1
Exons: 16
Coding region: 510-3518 (1002 amino acids)
Biological process (GO): small GTPase-mediated signal transduction; activation of GTPase activity; positive regulation of axonogenesis
Cellular component (GO): synapse; membrane
Molecular function (GO): guanyl-nucleotide exchange factor activity
Source: RefSeq, a predicted model, not a curated record